AUGGAUGUCAGUGCAGAUCUUUGGAUGAGAUGCUUGGGAAACGACUCUUUGCUGCAGCCUGUGUGGGACAGUCUGAGGCUCAACUACAGACACUAUUUGAGAUCCCCCCUCUUCCCCAUUGUUCUGACUGUGUCUUCCUACUUCAUCUUGUGCCUUCUUUUCCUCGUUUGUGACAUCAUGGGGGACCGGUGGGCCUGGGUCCAGCAGUUCAAGAUCCAGCCCAGCCGACGGCCGACCGCCUCCACAUUGCUGCACUGUGCAGGCGUCACUUUGUACAACCAUGUGUUCUUAGUGCUCCCGGCAUCAGUGGCCCAGUGGGCAUGGAGGCCACCCAUUGACCUCCCGGACCAGGCUCCGUUCCUGAUGGAGUUGACAGCUGGAGUGAUCGGCAACCUCCUGCUCUUUGACUUCCAGUACUUUAUCUGGCAUCUGCUCCACCACAGGAUCCGCUGGCUGUACGUCACUUUCCACGCCAUCCACCAUAAUUUCACUUCACCCUUUGCUCUCACCACUCAGUGUCUCGGCGGCUGGGAGCUGAUCACGGUCGGCUUUUGGACAACCCUGAACCCUGUGAUCCUGCGAUGCCACCUUCUCACCACAUGGGCCUUCAUGGUGGUGCACGUCUACGUCUCUAUAGAGGAUCACUGUGGCUAUGAUUUCCCCUGGUCGACAUCGCGUCUGAUACCAUUUGGCAUCUACGGGGGGCCCAGCAAACAUGACGUGCACCACCAGAAACCAAACACCAACUUUGCACCACACUUCUGCCACUGGGACAAAAUAUUUGGCACAUAUGCUGAUGUCAGCUUCUCUUCAUCUAUAAAAUAA
This is a messenger RNA of Pleuronectes platessa (European plaice), 825 nucleotides long. It is a transcript of the gene ch25hl1.2, whose product is annotated as cholesterol 25-hydroxylase like 1, tandem duplicate 2. The record is from RefSeq and is a predicted model, not a curated record. Gene Ontology annotation, biological process: sterol biosynthetic process; cholesterol metabolic process. NCBI's taxonomy places the organism in Eukaryota, Metazoa, Chordata, Actinopteri, Pleuronectiformes, Pleuronectidae. Gene Ontology annotation, molecular function: C-4 methylsterol oxidase activity; steroid hydroxylase activity; iron ion binding. The transcript has 2 exons. The coding region runs from base 1 to 825 and encodes 274 amino acids.